AUAGAGCCGAGUCUCGAUUUUGCUCACGAGCAUCACGUUUCAUGUGCAUCCAUAAAUUAUUUUUUUCUGAUCGACGGUGUCCAAAACACUUUGUCUCGACUAAUUCUUGGUACAUGCGGUCCCCCGUCCCACAUGUACGGAGAUAAUUGGAGCAAAAAUAGCACUCUUUUGUUUUUCGAAACGCAUCCUCGACCAACCCAACAACUGAAUUGGCACUCGCCGGAGCUCCGACCUUGAACCCCUCUAGUCUAGGGUCAAGAAACCAUAAUUUGGAAGAUGAUCAACAGAAACAGGUUGCUUCCGCUAGCCCUCCUCUGGAUGCUGGUUCUCGUCGGAACCCUAGUUAUCAUUCUGAGUCGGUUGAGCGAUGACGUAGUCUCGUCGGAGCACAAGGUCAACGGCGGCGAGCUCACUACCGAGGAAAAUAAAGCUGAGGGCACUCUAGAAGAAGUAACGCACAAGGUUUACUUCGAUGUCGAGAUUGGUGGCAAGCCUGCUGGCCGUAUCAUCAUGGGUCUCUUUGGGAAAACAGUCCCCAAAACUGCAGAAAACUUUCGCGCUCUUUGCACUGGAGAGAAAGGAACCGGUAAAAGUGGGAAGCGCCUCCAUUACAAAGGGAGCAUGUUCCAUAGGGUCAUUCCCAGUUUUAUGAUCCAGGGAGGUGAUUUUACUUGGGGUGAUGGGCGCGGUGGAGAAUCAAUCUAUGGUGACAAGUUUGCUGAUGAGAAUUUUCAACUAAAGCACACUGGCUCGGGAGUUAUGUCUAUGGCAAAUUCAGGACAAGAUAGCAAUGGAUCACAAUUCUUCAUUACUACAGUAACAACUAGCUGGCUGGAUGGGCGUCACGUUGUUUUUGGCAAAGUGCUUUCUGGGAUGGAUGUUGUCUUCAAGAUUGAAGGUGUGGGGACAAAAAGUGGCACGCCUAGGAGCAAAGUUGUUAUUUUAGAUAGCGGUGAACUACCAUUGUGACUGCGUCUCUUAAAUUGUAUAUGGAACAUGUGUAACUAACUACUCUCUCUCACACACACUCACUCACUCACUGUAUGCAGACUUGUGUUGUCUACAUACUGGUUUAGUUGUUAAGAGUUACUAACACAUGGAGUAAAUGAGAGCUCUCCUCAAUAUUCCAUA
Molecule: messenger RNA, 1131 nt
Organism: Rhododendron vialii
Lineage: Eukaryota; Viridiplantae; Streptophyta; Magnoliopsida; Ericales; Ericaceae
Product: peptidyl-prolyl cis-trans isomerase CYP20-1-like
Exons: 8
Coding region: 277-969 (230 amino acids)
Biological process (GO): protein peptidyl-prolyl isomerization; protein folding
Cellular component (GO): intracellular membrane-bounded organelle
Molecular function (GO): peptidyl-prolyl cis-trans isomerase activity
Source: RefSeq, a predicted model, not a curated record